AUGUCUGACGGACGAGCUCGUGCAUGCUUCUCGCUCCUUCGGAACCUUUUUCUGGCUCUCAUUCUCUACACAUCCAUUUACACCACUAUCCACCUAGCACAAGAUCCUUCAGCGAGACAAAAAGCACGGCAGAAAGUCGCUCUCCUAACAGAUGCUGGCACUGUGAAACAGACAAAGUCAGGAAAUGUCAAGGUCAAAGUCGCUGGAGCAUCCCGCACUGUAACCAUCAAUCCCCACGCCAAUGUCUUCAAUCGUCCAUCGAGCGCCGUCGUUCCCCGUGACGACUUCUUUGGUCCCAGACCUCAUGUCGAUACCGAAGCUGAUAUCGAGAUGCUCGUGAGAGAGUGCAGAGGUUCAUACGCAGGCGUUGAAAAGAUGCGGGAUGUUUUCAGCUGCUUGGAAUUCUUGUCAGGGGCUGAGGACAAAUACUACUCCUUGCCUGAACAGGUGGAUCGUGCAAGUGAACAAGACCCUAGGAAGGCAGAAUAUUUGAACGCAGAUGGUCAUGGAAACACACUAAAGCAGUACGUUUCGGUCAAGGAUGCAAAAGCUCCUUCGAAGACGAAUCUCGGAACUUGCGCUGGUCCCAUCAUACCUUACCACGUCUACUGGGCCGGCCCCGCGACAUGGCGUCUCGAAGUGUUUGUCAAAGCCUACCUCUAUACCCAAAAUUUACCCUGCAGUCGACUCUGGCUCUGGGCAGAUACUGAUAGGGCUCCCGAUGCGGUCGACAGGAUGUUGAAACACGACGCUCUGUUUGCUCGCUUCUUGCCGCUGGUCGAGAGAGGCGACAUCAGAGUGUUACCCUGGAAGUUCCCUACCAGAAUGCCUCUGCCGAAGGAAUUCGAUAACACAGACGGAGUUGGCUAUUACAAGACCAAAGGCAAGCCCAAUGCAAAGGGCGAAGUUGCAAUUGCAGAAGGUCUCAUUGAGGACACCAAUGGCCAACAAUGGAUCACUCUUACACCAAAGCAAAUGACCUUCUUCCCUCAGGCAAUUUCCGACACUGUACGCUUUAUUAUCUUGCAUCAACAUGGUGGUGUAUAUCUGGAUAUGGAUGCUCUGAUGCUUCGCGACAUGCGCCCUUUGCUCGUACCUAAAAAGCACGACUUUGCUGAACGAUGGGGAGCCCACAACAACCCAGGCGAUUACAACACUGCCAUCAUGUCAUUGUCUGCCAAUACUUCACUUUCCAGCUAUCUCCUACGAGGGGGUGUACGCAUGGGUCUCAACUUCCAUCCUCGUGUCAUUGGUCGUAUGAUUUGGAAGGAAGGCCGCGACCUUGAGUUCCCUAUGCUGGAGACCGCUGCUUUUGACCCCAUUUGGACCGAGUUCAACUGGGAUCGUCAAGGCCGUUGCACAGUGCCUUGUCUACGUGACUACAGCGCUGUCUUCAAGGGCAAAGCCAACAGUCUCAAGGAUGAGUGGGAGAGCUACGAUGGCCCUCAGCUAGAGCGCUUGAACCUCAACUCCACAUCCGUACACAAAGAGGGCAUCUUGUCUCAGGUGUCGAAAUCGCUGCACUCUGCAAAGUUUCCUCGAGAUGUGAAACCAGAUGUUGCCUCUUCGCCCGACCAUAUCAACAUCACUCCUAUGCCCGGACCUAUGGACAGUUUCACCAGCAACAAAUCUGAAGUCGCAGCUCUCAGGAAAGCCGGCAUCAUCAAAGACUACAAGCUUGAAGAGGACAAAUACCCACCCAAUAACCGCACACUUGAGAACUUCUUCCGCGGCGCCUGGACAUACCACAUCCAUAACCAAUGGCUGAAGGAGCCAGAACCAAGUUCAUGGUUGGAUGUUUUGCAAUCUGCUCAUGAUGGAUUCUUCUCUGGCGAGAGAGUCAAUCCGUAUGGAGAAAGAUGGACAGGCCCAGAGGUGUUGGCUUAUAAUGAGUGGAGCGACAUGGUGUGA
This is a messenger RNA of Aureobasidium melanogenum CBS 110374, 1911 nucleotides long. RefSeq lists its product as uncharacterized. The record is from RefSeq and is a predicted model, not a curated record. The transcript has a single exon. Bases 1 to 1911 code for a protein of 636 amino acids. Lineage: Eukaryota; Fungi; Ascomycota; Dothideomycetes; Dothideales; Saccotheciaceae.